This is a messenger RNA of Paramacrobiotus metropolitanus, 1342 nucleotides long. Its product is annotated as kelch-like protein 2. Lineage: Eukaryota; Metazoa; Tardigrada; Eutardigrada; Parachela; Macrobiotidae. The record is from RefSeq and is a predicted model, not a curated record. The transcript has 4 exons. Gene Ontology annotation, molecular function: protein binding. Bases 38 to 1342 code for a protein of 434 amino acids.
UCAUCCUGCUCCUACCCAGCAGCAUCCGCAUGAUUGCAUGGAGGUGGACGGGUUUCUCCGCGGAUUGCGUGAACUGCAGGCGACGGGGACGCUAUGCGACGUGGUCCUGUACGGCAGCGACGCGGAUGAAGGAUCCGCGCUGGCCAACGGCAUUCCCUGUCAUCGCGGUGUCCUCAGCGUGCACAGUGCCUACUUUCGGGCCGUCUUCACGCACGACUGGAAGGACUCCCGGGAUCCCGUCUUCCAGCUGCACAACGUUGACACUGCUACGAUGAACGCGUUGGUCCAGUACGCGUACAGCAUGGAGAUCGGUCUGAACGCCGACAACGUGGCGUCCCUGGUGGUGGCGGCGGAGUUCCUGCAGAUGGACCGCGUGGCUGGCAAGUGCUGGGCGUACGUGCAGCAGCAUUUUCUUAGAAGUAUUUUCUUAUUGGUGGAGGUGUUAGCCUCGGAUGAUGUCGCGGUGUUCAGUGAGGAUCAAGUGCUGCAGGCGUUGCUGCGCUGGCUGGAUCACGACCGCGACAGACGCCUCGCGCAGCUCCACACCGUCCUGCAGGUGGUCCGCGUUCCCUUCCUCAGCGAGCCGGCCGCGAUGGAGUACGCGCUGGCUCUGGCCAGUGCGCCGGCGCCGAGUGAAUGCCAGUCGGGAAUGGUCGGGCGGAUUACACUGGCCGGCGGGACAGCGCGCCACGCCACACCUCGCGAUUCGUACGGAGCGCGGGACGUGAUCCUUUGUAUCGGCGGUCACUUUGAUGGAGAUCUGGACGAGGUGGGCGUGUCCGACACCGUCGAGGUGUUCUGCCCAUCGAUGCCGUCGGUGUGGCGUCUGCCGGCGCUGCCGGGGUUCGUCAACGGCUGCCAGGCCGUGAUGCUGGACGCCAGCGGCAUGCUGGUCGCCGGCCAUAGCGGCGUUAAUCGUCUUCAGCGGGACCGCCACUACCUGGGCCUGCGGGACGAAUGGGAAGCGUUGGCCGUCAUGCGGAUGCCGCGCUGUAACGCGGGGCUGGCGGUCCUCCAGGGGCGCGUGUACGCGGCCGGCGGCUGCAGUCGGGCGGACCGUCUGGAGGUGCUGGCGUCCGUGGAGGUGUACGACGCCCAGAAAGACUCGUGGAGCACCGCGGCCCCGCUCCCGGUGGCGCUGGAGGGGAUGGGGAUGGUUGCCUGGGGGGAGCGACUGUUCGUGUUUGGCGGAAAGGACGAGGAGGAGGGCAUUGUGCCGUGGGCCUUUUCCUACGAUCCCCAGGCGAAUGCCUGGACCCGGCUGCCCGAUAUGCCCACGCCGCGCUACGGCUGUGCUGUCUGCGUGGCGCCCAGUGGACUGGUCUUCGUUUUCGGUACGUGA